GAAGAUUUGAGAAUGAGUCUGUCUCUCUCUCUCUCUCUCACACACACACACACAUAUAUAUAUACACAAACACACAUAUUCAUGCCAUCCUCCUCACAUUAACAAUUCAAUUUCUAUAGGAACCCCUCUCUCGAUCAUCUCUUCAAUUACAAAACUCAGUCACACACACACACACACACACACACACACAUAAAUAUAUCCAUUCACAAGAUGAAGCUCUUUGUACUUCUCUUAGUCACCAUCCUUCUCCUAGAGGGUUUUGCAGAAGCUUUAACAUCUAGUAAUGCAGCAGAUUCUCUUACUACUGCAGAUGAAGGAAGUGAAAGAGUAGUUCUUCACAAAAAAUAUCAUCCGAAGAAAAUCAGUUGCAGCUAUGCAUGCGCAAGGAGGUGCAGGAAGGCAUCAAGAAAGAAUGUGUGCGGCCGAGCAUGCAAAACUUGUUGCACGAGAUGCCACUGCGUCCCACCGGGCACCUAUGGGAACAAGAAUGCUUGCCCAUGCUAUGCUAGCCUCAAGACCCAUGGACAUAAGCCCAAGUGUCCUUAAUUUCUUUUCUUUUUAUUCAUCUUCUAAAAUUAUAUCUAUCUUAAUUAUGCUAAUUAUGUAGUAAACCAAUAAUAAUUUGCUCAUCUAUGUUGAGCUUCAUUUAAGCUUCCAAAUUCAUUGUUUUUGUCACCA
Molecule: messenger RNA, 678 nt
Organism: Cornus florida
Lineage: Eukaryota; Viridiplantae; Streptophyta; Magnoliopsida; Cornales; Cornaceae
Product: snakin-2
Exons: 4
Coding region: 211-546 (111 amino acids)
Source: RefSeq, a predicted model, not a curated record